Messenger RNA from Corapipo altera (White-ruffed manakin), 1019 nucleotides. It is a transcript of the gene MOK, whose product is annotated as MOK protein kinase. The record is from RefSeq and is a predicted model, not a curated record. Lineage: Eukaryota; Metazoa; Chordata; Aves; Passeriformes; Pipridae. The transcript is spliced from 7 exons.
AUGUUCGCCCUACCAACCCACAGUGAAGACAACAGCCGGGACGAGGAACCUCCUCGCCCCCAGGAGCGCCGCAGCUGGGCCCGCGCAAGCGGGAACACGCUAAACUCUUCGGCCAAACCACAAAGCAGUCUGCGCUCCUCCUAUGGAGAUGCAGCGCCUGGGAGUUUGAGCGAACGCUGGCAGCGGGGCCCGGGCGGGAGCGGCUGCUCGCCCGCCCGGCCUGGGACCUGCGGGACGGCGCGGGAUGCGCAGAUACCAGUUGGUAAGAUAGGAGAGGGAGCAUUUUCUGAUGUCCUGCAGACACUGAGUCUUAGGAAUGGAAAGUACUAUGCAUGUAAACACAUGAAGCAACAUUUUGAAAGGGUUCAUGAGGCAGUAAUCUGGUCUGGCCUGGCACUCUCUUCACCCUAUGGCAGUUUUCUUGGAUCUGAUGAGCUGGACCAAAUUUCAAAAAUCCACAUUAUAGGCACUCUUGCUAAAACAACUCUCAAGAAGUUCAAGCAACUUUUUAGGGCAGCUGAUACACAAGCUUUGACCGUGCAGAAAAAACUAAGAUUAGUAAGAAAUACAUAAGGGCGAGUACCUCCUUAUUUGUGCCAAAUUCCAAAGGCAAGUUUAAGACAGGUAGUAUUUAAGUGGAAGAAUUGUCAGCCCAUUUAGAGAAAGUAAUUUGUAGCACUGAGCUUGUUAGCUAGAAACAAAUGUUUAAACUUAAGCCGAUUACUUGGGUUUAUUCCGUCUGCCUAAACACAGAUCUUUAUUUGGUCUGAUGCCUUUCCCCCUCCCCCCAAAUCCCUGACAUACAUGAGUUAGAAUUUAGAAGCUCUGAUACCCCCAUAAUCCCUUCAGUAGACUUUUGUCAGAGUUACCGUUACUUAAAGGGUCAGCUCCGCCUUUAUUUUUAAAUAUCACCAUCCUGGUUUUGCUGUCUGCCUUUGGCUUAAAGAGUUUUCAGAUGAAGUUAUGGCAGAGACAGAAAGUGUGCUUUUGCCUUUUCAGGGCUUCAGUCUACAUUUCGA